Lithohypha guttulata is the source of this 888-nucleotide messenger RNA. RefSeq lists its product as uncharacterized. The record is from RefSeq and is a predicted model, not a curated record. Lineage: Eukaryota; Fungi; Ascomycota; Eurotiomycetes; Chaetothyriales; Trichomeriaceae. The coding region runs from base 1 to 888 and encodes 295 amino acids. The transcript is spliced from 2 exons.
AUGCAAGCAAGCAAACUAAUCAAAGUGGCCAUUGCUGGCACAGGCAAUGUGUCUCAGUACCUAGUUGAAGAGCUUGUAUCGUACGGCCAUGAAGUCGUAGUACUCAGUCGGCGCAGCAACACUCAAGAAAAACGAUUCCUAGAGGACUGCGACGCACUCGUAUCAACUGUCGCAGACUAUCAGAACCUCGAUAUCCCACUCCAGAUCCACCUCACAAUGCUCGAAGCAUGCAAGCAAUCGAGACGCUGCAAGACAUUCGUCCCAUCCGAGUGGACAUCGAACGUAGAAGACUACCCCGAACAGCCCAUGUUCUUCGCCAACGCCAACGAAGCCCUCCACCAGAAGCUCAAGGAAUCAACAGACAUCAGAAGCACAAUCGUCUGCAACUCCUGGUUCGCCGACUACAUCUACCCAGCACAACAGCGCUACCUCCCAGACAUCGGCGCUCCCUGGCCUAUGGAUCACGCCAACAAGACAUUCACCAUCUACGGACCUGGAACUCAACUCAUCGAUAUAGUCUCCGUCCGAGACGUCGCAAAAGCCGUCGCAGUCCUCCUCGCUACUACCGAACCCUGGGACCCUUACACCUACCUCUCCGGCCAGCAACUUUCCUGGAACGACCUCUUCACCAUCAUCUCGAAAAGAGACCCCGAAUGGACCAGUCGAACAAAACCACUCGCAGACACCAUUAAUCAAAUCGUCGCCAAUGAAUCACCCGAGUCCGUACUGACGGCUCAAUUCGAAGUAUUGAGCUAUUCCGGAGCGUCGAUGUUUCCCAAGGACAAGGUUCAAAGACAUAGGGCCAAGUAUUUCCCGAAUCUACGUUUCCGUAAUGUCGAGGAACUUUUGGAUGCGGCGGCAGCGGCUCGACCGGGGGCUAUUGUCUAG